UCCGUGCCUCUUUUUCCCGCGCGCCUUGAAGCCGAGCGGUGUUCGGUGCGUCUAGCAGCAGAUCCUCCGCAGAGCGGACGAACCGGGUCCACUGCCAGGUACCUGAGAGCCCCCCGCGGACCCAGCGAACCGACCCUCGUCCGGCACACACCAUGAUCCGUCACCGCGUCUCGGCAGCCGUGCGGGUGAAACACUGAGGAUUACUGGGACGAGCAGGAGACGACUGGACUGGUGUUCAUCAGACAAGCCGCGCUGUCGGACGCCCACGCCAGCAUGAUGACCACUAAGGGCCUGUCGGGCAGUCGUAGCCACCACCACGCCAUGACCUGUGACCCCUCCUACGACCCCAUGUCCCUUGAGGGGGCUUCGGCACACCGGCCAUACUUCCUGGGCGGGGAGCGGGACAGCCACCCGGCGGACCACCCCUACUACGCCCAGCGUGGCGCCGCCCCCGACCUGGCCAGCUGCACCUUCCCGCGGCGCUACGCCUCCCACCAGCAGCUGGUCCCGUACACAGGCCCCCCCGCCGCGCCCGCCCAAGGGGGCGGGGCUAAGUCCGGGGGCAUGUCCAAGUCCUGGGGGAACAACAACAACCACAGCCUCAUGCUGGAGGAGCAGUUUGACGGACAGGCGGCGACGCUACGGCGGCACGAGGGCUACCACACGCUGCAGUACCGGCGCUGCGCCGCAGGGGGGGGCGGGGCCGGCGGGGAGCACCCGCGCAGCGACUCCCCCGGGCGCAUCCGGCACCUGGUGCACUCGGUGCAGAAGCUGUUCGCCAAGUCCCACUCCCUGGAGGGGCCGGGGGGAGGGGCCGGCGGCAAGGGCGGCCCGGACGACCCCGGCUUCCUCCCGCCGUCCUCCUCCUCCUCCUCCUUCUCCGGCACCCUGAAGCAACACGGCCGCCGCAGCAAGAGCAAGGACCGCUCCCGCUCGGAGCCCAAGAUGCGCUCGGCCACGUCGGGCUACUGGAGCUCCGACGACACGCUGGACCGCGAGCUGUGCCUCUACCACCCCCCCCUCCCUCCCCCGGCGGGGGGCGGCGGCGGGGGUAGGCCCCACCCCUCGGGCGUCAUGACGAUGGGGCGCCACCCCGAGAGGUCUCAGUCCCAGCAGUUCUUCAUGGAGUCCUACAACACCAUCAGCGCCACCCACCACACGCUCAAGAUGUCCCGCAGCAACAACAAUGUCAAGUGCACCUCCUGCGCCGUGGGGGGCGGCGGGGGAGGAGGGGGGGGAGUGGUGGGGCUGGGGGGAGGAGGAGGAGGGGGAGGGGGGGCUGCCGACGGAGCCCUCCAGCAGAGGAAGAGCUCGUGGUCGUCCAGCCUGACGGUGAGCAGGGCCAAAGAGGUGUACCAGAAGGUGGACCUCGACAACGCCCUGGUACCGGCUCAGCAGGGCCGCACGUGUCACUUCCUGCAGGUCCCCCAGCAGGAGGACUGGAGCCCCUUCUCUCCUCUGGGCAAGGAGGAGGAGAUCCCGUGUCGCCGGAUGAGGAGCGGGAGCUACGUGCGGGCCAUGGGGGAGGAGGACAGCGGCGACUCAGAGGGCAGCCCCAAGGCCCUGCCCAAGGUCCAGGCCCGCCGCGCCAGCUACCUGAAGGCUACCCAGCCCUCGCUCACAGAGAUGGCCACGCUGCAGAUCUCGUCAGAACAUUCCCCCAAGCUCCAGAUCCGUAGCCAUAGUUACCUACGGGCGGUCAGCGAGGUGUCAAUCAACCGCAGCGUGGACGCCGUGGUCCCCGCCCACCUCCUCGCCUCGUCACCAAAGUUCCGUUCGCGUAACGAGAGCUACAUGAGAGCCAUGAGCACCAUCAGCCAGGUGAGUGAGGUGGAGGUGAACGGCCAGAUGGAGGCUGUGUGUGAGUCGGUGUUCAGUGAGUUGGAGUCCCAGGCCAUGCGGUCCCUGGAGCUGCCCGGGCAGGGCUGCUUCCGCAUGCGCAGCCACAGCUACGUCCGAGCCAUCGAGAAGGGGUGCACGCAGGAGGAGGAGGAGGCCGCUGCCGCCGCCGCCGCCGCCGCCGCCGCAGCAGGAGGAGGAGGGGGAGGAGCAGGGAGGAGUAGCAUCCCUCCUCCAAGGACCACCACCACUGUCCGCACCAUCCAGAGCAGCACAGUGUCGUCAUGCAUCACCACCUACAAGAAGACCCCUCCCCCGGUGCCCCCGCGCACAACCCCCUCCAAGCCUUUCAUCUCCAUCACGGCCCAGAGCAGCACGGAGUCGGCCCAGGACGCCUACCUGGAGGGGGGGUGCGGGGGCAUCAGCUCCGGGGGGGCGGGCCUGUCCAACUCCACCGAGAGCAUCGACAGCAUGAAGGCGCUGACCGCCGCCAUCGAGGCCGCCAACGCCCAGGUGCACGGCCCGCCAAGCCAGCACGUCACCAACAGCAUGGCGGUAGCCAACCGGGUCGCCGUGGCGACGGGGCCUGACAGCAGGGAGCAGCGGGAGGCGCUCAGGAAGUGCCUUUCCAUCGGCAUCCAGGUGGAUCCUGACGAAUCAGAGCCCAUCAAGGAGGAGGAGGAGGAGGAGGAGUCCAAGUUCCAGUCCAUCGGUAUCCAGGUGGAGGACGAGAGAGGUUACCGGAGGAUGACGCGCUCCAACAGCGUCACCGCGGCCGUGCAGGCGGACAUGGACGAGCCGGCCCCUCCCCCUUCCAUGCCCACCCCCCGCUGCUCCACCAUGCCGCGGGGCUGGUCCCGCGACGCCACCUCCACCACCUCCUCCACCUCCACGGUCAGCAUCCAGGGCUCGGGGAACCACUACCACGCCUGCAGCGGAGACGACUACAGCGACCCGGGCUUCGACCCCUCAAUCCUGCCGCCUCCCGACCCCUGGAUGGACGCCGGAUCAGGGGGGGAGGAGCUUGAGCUGGGGGGCGAGGGGAGGUCUCUGUGUCCACGGGACGGGCUCUGGUUCUUGAAGCUGCUCCGGGCGGAGACGGAGCGCAUGGAAGGGUGGUGUCACCAGAUGGAGAGUGAGGAGGUGGACCACCAGCUCCCUGAGGAGAUCCAGGGGAAGAUCCGCAGUGCUGUGGGCUCGGCUCAGCUCCUCAUGAACCAAAAGUUCCAGCAGUUCAGAGAACUCUGUGAGGAGAACCUGAACCCAGACACACGGCCGCGGCCGGUCUCCCAGGACCUGGCCGGGUUCUGGGAUAUGCUGCAGCUGUCCAUCGAGAACAUCAGCCUCAAGUUUGACGAGCUGCACCAGCUGAAGGCCAACCACUGGAAACCCCUGGAGCCUCCUCCCAUUAAGGAGAGGAAGAUGGCCCCUGUCGUGCCAAAGAAGCCCCAGAAGGGGCACCCUCCCCUGGCUAGAGACCGCUCGUUGGAGAGCUCUGAGCGCCAGCGGCUGGAGGCCCGCAAACGCCUGCUAGCCGCUAAGCGCGCCGCGUCCGUCCGCCAGAGCUCCGCCACGGAGAGCGCCGACAGCAUCGAGAUCUACAUCCCCGAGGCCCAGACCCGGCUAUGAGACGAUUACACACACAACAGCAUAGACACGCAUACACACACAUCAUCCGCAUACAGGCACAUACACACUCGCAUCAUCGACAUGCAGAUACACACAUGUAGAUAGAUACACACACACACAUACACUGGAUACACACAUACACAUAAAAGAAUACUGAACACACAGACUCACCAGUGCAGGUGUGUCUCCUAUAGCAAUACUUGGCAGGUGCUUUGAGCAAAGCGCAGGGGGUACCUCGGUUCCCAGGGUGGUGGUUGCGGCUACAGAACCAGGCCGCGACCAGAUCUGUAUUUGUUAUGGUUUAUUUAUUUGGAUUUAUUUAUGUAUUUAAUCUCCUCUACUCCACCCAGUUGGGAUGUAGCACCCCCCUCUCCCCCCACCAGACGCUACUAGUGACUUCUGUAUUCCUACGACCCUGUGACCCCAUCAGGUGACCCGCUAUUACAGAGCUAGCUGCUGGCCUCCAGCUAACAACACUAGCCUCAGAUAAACCCUGCUAGUACUGCGAGCAUUGCUAGACUUUGCUAGCCCCCUGCUAGUAGCACUAGCAACACUAGCCUCAAUUUACCCCUGCUAGUACUGCUAGCACAGCUUGCCUUUGCUAGGCCUCAUUAGUACCGUUAGCACCCUAGCCUCAGUUUGCCCCUGCUAGUAGCACUAGCACCGGUAGUCUGCUAGCACCGCAUGAUGCUCUGUAAAUACUGUGUUUAUUGUGCCGUUAAAUACAGCACAGCAGAGAAAGGUGUGUAUGUGUCUGUGUGUGUGUGUAUGUGUGUGUGUGUGUGUGUGUGGGGGGGGGGGGGGGGGG
Molecule: messenger RNA, 4276 nt
Organism: Gadus morhua (Atlantic cod)
Lineage: Eukaryota; Metazoa; Chordata; Actinopteri; Gadiformes; Gadidae
Gene: dlgap1b
Product: discs, large (Drosophila) homolog-associated protein 1b
Exons: 11
Coding region: 274-3468 (1064 amino acids)
Biological process (GO): signaling
Cellular component (GO): glutamatergic synapse; postsynaptic specialization
Molecular function (GO): molecular adaptor activity
Source: RefSeq, a predicted model, not a curated record